AUGGCAGUCAAACCUCGCACCGACCGCCCUGUAGCCAUCAUUGGCGGCGGCGUCUUGGGCCGACGUAUCGGCUGCGUCUUCGUGGCAGCUGGCUACAAUGUGCACGUCCGGGAUCCAUCAACCGCCGCGUUGCAGGGUGUCGUGGAUUACAUCGACGCCCACAAGCAGGAGUACUCGUUGAUGCCACGCAUCAGCAAAGACAAGGGAUCAUCCCGAGAUGCCGACGAGACGCACAAUGACAACCAAAUUGUCGAUGCUGGACUGUGCGACACGGGCGUUUCGACUGUCGACUUUGAGUCGUACACCCAGGCGCCUUUUGGCAAUUACAAGACCUUUACGGAGAUCGGGCCCGCUGUUAGUAAUGCGUGGUUGGUUAUCGAGGCUAUUCCUGAGAAGCUGGAUCUUAAGAUUGAGACUUUCCGUGAGCUGGAUGAGAGAUGUCCGGCGGAUUGUAUUAUUGGGUCGAACAGCUCUUCUUUCAAGUCGAGUUUGAUGUCGUCCAAGGUAUCUUCUGAGCGGAAGAAGAGAUUCCUCAAUAUCCAUUUCACGAUGCCGCCCAUGAUUCGGACCGUGGAGAUGAUGACCUGCGGAGAGACGGAUCCCCAGAUUUUCUCCUACCUGGAGGAUGUGAUGGGCGAAUGUGGACUGUUGCCGGUUACUGCGCGACGAGAGUCGACAGGAUUCAUCUUCAACCGGCUCUGGGCCGCAGUGAAACGCGAGAUCAUGAACAUCCUCUCCGAAGGUGUCAGCGACCCCAGCGAAAUCGAUCUUCUCUGGGAACACAUGUUCAAAAACGGACCCCUGCCCUGCCAACUAAUGGACCAAGUCGGCCUCGACACCGUAGCCUACAUCGAAGACAACUACGUGCAAGAGCGCGGCCUGGAUCCCGCAAAGACAGUCAACUGGCUACGAGAACACUACAUCAAGCAGGGCCGACUCGGCAAAAAGAGCGAAAAGGGCGGCCUCUACCCUCCAACCGUCAAAUCUGCCACCGCACAAGCCCAGCCCGCAAACCCCCCCACCGCAGCAAAGGACAUCUACCUGCUGGACGUAGGCCUGGGCGGCAACGCCCGCGACGUCUCCCAGGUGCACACCAACGGCAAAAUCCUGCGCCUGAACCUGGCAACGCAGAAACUCACCCCGGUCGUCGUGGGCCAGAAUCUGCCCGACGGCAUCGACGUCUCGCUCGAAUGCCAGCGCAUUUUCUGGACGAACAUGGGCCGCAGCACCGCUGCUUGCGAUGGCUCGGUGUGGACGGCCAAUAUGGACGGAAGUCAAGUCCGCUGUGUCAUCCCCAAGGGCAAAGUACACACGCCGAAACAGAUCUCCGUCAGGGAUGCGCGGAAACAGCUGUAUAUCUGCGACCGCGAGGGCACAAGUAUACACCGCGUGUGCUACGACGGGAGCAACCACGAGAUCGUCAUGCAGCGCCGCGCUACCGCAGACAUGAAGCUCGGCGAGCAGAUGCGGCUGUGGUGCGUGGGCAUCGCCCUCGACGAGGAACACGGGCACAUAUACUGGACGCAGCGGGGCCCGAGUAAGGGCGGGCGAGGCCGGAUUUUCCGCGCAGGCCUUGACAUUCCGCCUGGCGAGACGGCGGAGACUCGCUCUGAUAUCGAGUGUUUGUUUGAUGGGUUGCCGGAGCCGAUUGAUAUCGAGAUUGAUAGUGAUACGCAGACUUUGUACUGGACGGAUCGGGGGGAGCACCCCAUGGGGUGUGCGUUGUAUCGGGCGUAUGUUGGUGGGGAGCAGGUUGAUAUGCACAAGGUUAUUCUGGCGAGACAUUUCCAUGAGCCGAUUGGGUUGAAGUUGGAUCGGGCGAAUAAUAUUAUGUAUGUGGCGGAUUUGGGGGGCAGUUUGUAUUCUGUUGGAUUGGAUGAUGGGAUGAAGGUAGAGUUGGUGAGGAAUGAUGGGUGUUAUACGGGUAUUACUUUGGUUUAG
Penicillium daleae is the source of this 1941-nucleotide messenger RNA. Its product is annotated as 3-hydroxyacyl-CoA dehydrogenase-like protein LAM1. Gene Ontology annotation, molecular function: oxidoreductase activity, acting on the CH-OH group of donors, NAD or NADP as acceptor; NAD+ binding. The record is from RefSeq and is a predicted model, not a curated record. Gene Ontology annotation, biological process: fatty acid metabolic process. The coding region runs from base 1 to 1941 and encodes 646 amino acids. The transcript is spliced from 2 exons. NCBI's taxonomy places the organism in Eukaryota, Fungi, Ascomycota, Eurotiomycetes, Eurotiales, Aspergillaceae.